AUGAACUUGUGUGAAUACUUCAAAGACAGCAGGAAUAUAAAGAAGCUCAAGGACCCCCAACUGCGGGUCCAGCUGUUGAAGUACAGAAAAUGUGUCAUUGUGCACACCCUUGGUGUGUUGCCCAAGACUCAGCAUGACUUCAGCUCCUUCGGGGUGGACAUGUGGUACCAGACGGAAAUGAUGCUCUGCUUCUCAGUCAAUGGGGUGUUCAAGGAAAUGGAAGGAAGUUCUCAAGGCUGUGUGUUUGCCUUCACCUGGACCUUCAUUGCUACCUCUGCCAGCUAUGCCAGCUGGCAGAGAAAGCCUGUGGGUUUUUGCGACCUGAACCUGUACUUAUGGGAACAGCUGCUGGUAGAGAGUGAAAUGGAGGAGGAGGAUGGCCUGGCCUCUGUGCAUGUCCAUCCCAGGAUGGUGGAUGUCGGAGAUCUGAUCUCUAAUUACUGGAAUGACUUAGAGACUGAAACCGACAAAGCAGGCUCCAUCUAG
Molecule: messenger RNA, 486 nt
Organism: Kogia breviceps (pygmy sperm whale)
Lineage: Eukaryota; Metazoa; Chordata; Mammalia; Artiodactyla; Physeteridae
Product: nuclear RNA export factor 3-like
Exons: 6
Coding region: 1-486 (161 amino acids)
Biological process (GO): poly(A)+ mRNA export from nucleus
Cellular component (GO): nucleus
Molecular function (GO): RNA binding
Source: RefSeq, a predicted model, not a curated record